AUGGCCGGCGGAAAAGGAAAAUCUUCUGGUGGAAAGUCAUCUGGAGGCAAGGUCGGCGCAGAUGGAAACAAGAAGCAACAAAGUCAUUCAAGCAAAGCUGGUCUUCAGUUUCCUUGCGGUCGUGUCAAGCGUUUUUUGAAGAACAAUACCCAAAAUAAGAUGCGCGUGGGAGCAAAGGCCGCAGUCUAUGUCACGGCUGUUCUGGAAUAUCUUACUGCUGAAGUUCUUGAGCUCGCAGGAAAUGCUGCCAAGGAUCUCAAAGUAAAGCGUAUCACGCCCCGCCAUCUACAACUUGCCAUUCGUGGCGACGAAGAACUCGAUACCCUCAUUCGCGCGACCAUCGCCUUCGGAGGGGUGCUACCACACAUUAACCGCGCGUUACUUUUGAAGGUAGAGCAGAAGAAGAAGAAGACCGCCGAGUCCGCAUGA
Messenger RNA from Sclerotinia sclerotiorum 1980 UF-70, 429 nucleotides. Its product is annotated as histone H2A. NCBI's taxonomy places the organism in Eukaryota, Fungi, Ascomycota, Leotiomycetes, Helotiales, Sclerotiniaceae. The coding region runs from base 1 to 429 and encodes 142 amino acids. Gene Ontology annotation, cellular component: nucleosome. The record is from RefSeq and is a predicted model, not a curated record. The transcript has 3 exons. Gene Ontology annotation, molecular function: DNA binding; protein heterodimerization activity; structural constituent of chromatin.